CAAGAAUAUAGAGAUCUCCUCUCCUUUUUCCUAUCCCUCUUGUCUUUCUCUCUUUCUCUCUUUAUGGCUCGUCUAUUUUUUGUGAGGCGAUGGGGAAAAGAAAAGUCGGUCUGUUGACGUGGCGGAGGGAAACGCAGCACCCCUUGAUAACAACAGACAGACCGACCUAAUUUCGCUGGCAACGCAAGGCACGCAGGGCUCGGGGAAUAAAUCCAAGAGCAAAAGCUGCAGAUCAUAAAAUGGAGAAAAGAAAACAACCGACACAAAACAAAAAGGGAGAGCGAGACACGAUGGAGAGAGAAAAAAGAAACCCUGCAGACUCCGACAAGCGCCCGAUGAGGGGAGGGAAGGUGACGAUCUGGUCCCUCACAGCCAGCCACCGCCCUGGACCAACGACCUCCUCCUCUUCUUCCUCUCACUUGCUCUCAGUCGCUCCCAGUCGUUCCCAGUCUCUUUCCCGUCCCCACGCCAGGCCCAAGUGCCGCCCAGUUGCCCCUCGCCCUGUGUCGGUUGCUGUGACAACGCCGGCCUCCAGACGCCCCCUCCCCCCGGCCCUGUUUGGGACUCGAGCUCGAGACGUCAUAAGGCUGAUUUGCUGGAAAAAUGCAGCGAGCUCGUGAAGCUUAUCGGAGACCAGGUGCUCCGUCCAGGUCUGAUUGGAGUGCCAGGUUAUUCCGAUGGAUCUUGAGAGAGAGAGAGAGGCUGAGUAGUAGGUCCUCUUUACCAAGGAAAUCCCCCCCCCCCACCCCGAGG
Molecule: messenger RNA, 753 nt
Organism: Penicilliopsis zonata CBS 506.65
Lineage: Eukaryota; Fungi; Ascomycota; Eurotiomycetes; Eurotiales; Aspergillaceae
Exons: 1
Coding region: 240-620 (126 amino acids)
Source: RefSeq, a predicted model, not a curated record